AUGGCUUCGCCCGCUUCCCCAGAGGCUCCUCCUCCAGCGUUUCCGCCCGCUCCCCCAGAGACGACUCCUACCACGGCUUCGCACGCUCCCCCAGAGACUCCUCCUCCAGUGACUCCUCCUUCAGCAAUUCCAUUCAACUUCCCAGAAACUCCUCUUUUAGUGACUCUGCCUACCCCUCCUCCAGCUUCUCCACCACCUGACCCAUUCCCUGCCCUGUGGCUGCCUCCCAGGCCUCCUGACCCAGUCGCUACCCUGAAGUGGUUUCCUGAACACCCACCUGAUCUGCUCUGGUCUCCUUGGUCUCUUAGCCAUCCCCCUGAUCUGCUCUGGUCUCCUUGGUUUAUAGGUCGUCCGCCUGAUCUACUCUGGUCUCCUGGCCGUCCGCCUGAUCUGGUCUGUGUCAGUGUGCUGCAGUGUUGGCAGAACGUCAGUGUGGCAGAUGUGUCUCUUUCUGCAAGCUGCCAUCCUCUGACCUGCUCUCUGGAUGAAAAUGAUGAACUGUGGAGCUCACUGGAAGAGCCAGAGAUAAUAAACACCAAAGAGUUUGCGGAAAGGUUUGCCAAAUCCACAACGCCCACCAAAAGAAUGGUCGUGUCUGAGACCAAUGUGAAGAAAGGCAAAGCGAAGAGGGUUAUCAAGCUACUAGAUGGCAAGCGCUCUCAUGCCGUGGGCAUCUUAAUCUCAAGUCUCCACCUGGAGAUGAAGGACAUCCAGCAAGCUGUUUUGACUCUGGACAACUCAGUGGUUGACUUGGAUGCUAUUGAAGCACUGUAUGAAAAUAGAGCUCAGCCUGAAGAGCUAGAGAAGAUUAAAAAACACUAUCAAACUUCAGAUGAGGAGCAGGUCAAACUAUUGGACAAGCCUGAACAGUUCCUUUAUGAACUCUCCCAGAUUCCUGAAUUCUCCAGUCGAGUUCACUGUUUCAUUUUUCAUUCGAACUUUACUGAUGCCAUUGCCUCAAUCCAGCGCAAGACAGAGAUUAUUCUCCACGUCUGCAAGUAUCUAUUGGAGAAAGACAGUGUGAGGGAGGUGAUGGGGCUGGUGCUUGCUCUAGGAAACUACAUGAAUGGAGGGAGCAGAGCUCGAGGUCAGGCAGAUGGCUUUGGGCUUGAGAUUCUUCCUAAGCUUAAAGAUGUCAAGAGCAGGGACAAUCGCACAAGCCUGUUGGAUUACAUUGUUUCCUACUAUCUGCAUCACCUUGAUGAGAAUGCUGGGACGGAAAAGAGUAUCUUUCCAUUGCCUGAACCUCAAGAUGUUUUUCUUGCCUCUCAAAUAAAGUUUGAAGACCUCUCAAAGGAUCUGAGAAAGUUGAGCAGAGACUUGGCAGUUUGUGAAAAGGACGUCCUAACUGUGUGUACUAUCUCAUCUCAAGAACACAUGCAUCCAUUCAAGGAGAAAAUGGACUUUUUUAUUGCUAACGCACAAAAAGAGGUAAUUGCUAUGGAACACCAAGUGAUAUCAGCACGUAAAAGGUUCUGUUACCUGGUGGAGUUCUUUGGGCUGAAGCCACGUUCUGGAGAGCAAGAGAUUUUGCCUGGCCAUGUUUUCACACUUUGGUUUGAAUUCUGUAAUGACUUCAAGAUGAGAUGGAAGAGAGAGAACAAGGUCAUGUCCAAACAGAGACUCAAAGAGGCCCAACAGUCAGUGCGCACCAUUACAGCAGUGAAGAAAAUUGAGACCAGAAUGGCCCAUGCAAAUGGACUGAAAGAGAGAGUACGUCUGAAAGAAGCAAGUCUGACCACCAACUAAAACUCUCUGUCAUUUUCAAAGAGGACCAGAUACAUUUUUAUGCAAGACCUCCAGCCUAUUCUGGCCCAGUGCACCUGAAUUUGUUGGCAGGG
Messenger RNA from Xyrauchen texanus (razorback sucker), 1841 nucleotides. RefSeq names its product formin-like. Gene Ontology annotation, biological process: actin filament network formation; cortical actin cytoskeleton organization. The transcript has 15 exons. Lineage: Eukaryota; Metazoa; Chordata; Actinopteri; Cypriniformes; Catostomidae. The coding region runs from base 1 to 1749 and encodes 582 amino acids. The record is from RefSeq and is a predicted model, not a curated record. Gene Ontology annotation, molecular function: actin filament binding. Gene Ontology annotation, cellular component: cytoplasm; cytoskeleton.